Molecule: messenger RNA, 1212 nt
Organism: Mercenaria mercenaria
Lineage: Eukaryota; Metazoa; Mollusca; Bivalvia; Venerida; Veneridae
Exons: 1
Coding region: 1-1212 (403 amino acids)
Biological process (GO): DNA integration
Molecular function (GO): nucleic acid binding
Source: RefSeq, a predicted model, not a curated record
AUGAGAAGUGACAGUAGACUAAAAUUUGCAAAAUUCAUCCCAUAUGAAGUCAGAUUCCCAAUUAUUCUUCCAAGAGAGCAUUCGGUGACAAAGUUAAUCAUAAAAAAUUGUCAUGAGAAAGUGAACCAUGGGGGAACAAACUUGACAUUGGCUGAAAUUUCGAGUAGAUAUUGGAUCAUAGCAGCCAGAGAAGAGAUACGCGAAUGGGAAAAAAGGUGUGCUAAAUGUAGACGUCAAAAAGUGCAAACUUCAAAACAGAAAAUGGGUCCAUUACCUGUUGAGCGAUUUGGACACUCGAUGCGAGCGUUUACCAACACGGCAGUGGACUAUGCGGGGCCAUUUAUUACAAAGCAAGGGCGUGGUAAAACAAGACUAAAGCGUUAUCUUUGUGUAUUCACUUGCUUGACAGUAAGAGCUGUUCAUCUAGAAAUUGCGUACAGUUUAGACACUAAUUCCUUUUUGAAUGCCUUAAACAGAUUUGUAAGUCGUAGAGGCACACCCAAUCUCAUUCUGUCAGAUAACGGGACAAAUUUUGUUGGUUGUGUGAAUGAACUUAAAGAUCAUUACCAGAACCUUGACCAAAGUGCAAUAGUUAAAGAUGCUUCAAACCGGAAAAUUGAAUGGAAGUUUAUUCCGCCAAAUGCCCCACACUUUGGUGGAUGUCAUGAAUCCAUGGUGAAAUCUGCAAAGAAAGCUUUAUAUGCUUUAUUAGGCAACGCGGACAUCACAGAUGAAGAAUUGCAUACUGCAGUAGUUGGAGCAGAGAAUUUGAUCAAUAGUCGACCCUUGACGUAUCAGUCAUCAAAUCCCAGUGAUGAUAUAGUUCUAACACCUAAUCAUUUCCUGAUUGGUCAACUUGGCGGACGAUUCGCUCCAGAUAUUGUUAAUACGGACUGUUACGAUACAAAAAAGCGUUGGCGCUACGUUCAAGAACUGUUACGUCACUUCUGGAAACGUUGGAUUAGGGAAUAUCUACCAACUCUCGGAACUCGAUCAAAAUGGUUCAAAGAUUCUCGUGACUUCAAAGUCAAUGAUGUUGUUCUUAUAGUGGAUCCAAAUACUUCGCGAGGAUGUUGGUCUCUUGGUAGAAUAACAAAUUUACACAGUGGACCAGAUGGACAUGUUCGGGUGGUAGACAUUCAAGUUGGGAUAAGCAUAUUUCGGCGUCCUAUAACGCGUCUGAGUCUAGUUGUUGAAGCGGCUGAAAAUUGA